This is a messenger RNA of Salvia splendens (bonfire salvia), 1121 nucleotides long. Its product is annotated as ethylene-responsive transcription factor RAP2-7. Gene Ontology annotation, biological process: regulation of DNA-templated transcription. Lineage: Eukaryota; Viridiplantae; Streptophyta; Magnoliopsida; Lamiales; Lamiaceae. The transcript has 8 exons. The record is from RefSeq and is a predicted model, not a curated record. Gene Ontology annotation, molecular function: DNA-binding transcription factor activity; DNA binding. The coding region runs from base 201 to 992 and encodes 263 amino acids.
AAGGCAAAAUAUCUCUCUGUAGGAAUAAAAAAUUUGAAUAAAAUGUAUGUAUGUAUGUAUAGCCUUGAAUCCUACUAUAUUCUUGAAUCUUGGUUGUUACUAAAUUGAAAUCAUCCAUCUUCUAUAAUUGAACUCCUCUCAAUGGUCGUCCAUUUGUAGAGAGAGAAAAGGUUGAAGAAAGAGAGAGAGAGUAGGGCGUGAUGUUUGAUCUGAAUCUGAGCAACGAGGAGGCGAGGUUGAGCGGUAGUGAUGGUGAUGGUGGGGUGGUGGUGACGAGGGAGCUGUUCCCGGCACCACCUCGGAAGGGGCGUAGGGGACCCAGGUCUAGAAGCUCCCAAUACAGAGGGGUUACUUUUUACAGAAGAACCGGGCGAUGGGAGUCGCAUAUUUGGGACUGUGGGAAGCAAGUUUAUUUGGGUGGAUUUGACACAGCUCUUUCCGCAGCAAGAGCUUAUGACAAAGCUGCAAUUAAGUUCCGUGGCGUGGAAGCCGAUAUCAACUUCAGCCUCACCGAGUAUGACCAAGAUAUCAAACAGACGAAGAACAUGUCCAAGCAGGAGUUUGUCCACACACUACGUCGACGGACCACCGGAUUCUCCAAAUACAGAGGGCUAUCCGCCAACAAGGCUUAUGACAAGGAAGCUGUCAAGUCGAGCUCAUACGAUAACAGUCUUGAUUUGAAGUUGGGGAUUUCAACGCCUUCUUCCAAAGAGAUUGGAAAUUUGGGGGGGUUUCAGUUUCAUAUUCAAAAUGCAAAUAUGUUCAACGAAACCGGGUUGGGUUCGAGUUCAGAGGAAGUGGUGAAGUGGGCGUGGCGAAUGCAUGAUCAGGUUCGUGCAACACCAAUUACUGCAGCAGCAGCAGCAUCAUCAGGAUUCUCAUCGUCUCCAAUUCUGCUUUGUCCCUCAGUCUCUGCUUCUCGUCCAAUCCCUCCGACAUCUCUCAGAUCAGAUCCUGACAUGCAGAUACAGAGAGUGUCAUUGAACAGAUGAGAGUAUUAAAGGCAUCGCUUAUCUGAUAUCAUUCAUCCAAUUCUCUCCGAUUGGAUCAGCAGCCGAGAGACGAAUAUCGUGUAGCCAUCAAAACCCCCAAGCCUAAUGCUCCGGCUGCAGAGUUUACAA